AUGGUCACUUACCAGAGGAAUCGCGGCUACGCCUCCGUCCUAGAGCCUGAGUACGGUGAUCUGGAGAUUCGUUGCACGUGGAGUGGAGAGUACGAUGAAUUCGUAAAUGUCAAGAUUUCUCUCGAGGUCAAAUGUGUCCCCAGUACGCAAUUACAACUGCUAAACGUGCGAGGUCCGGGCAUAUUCCUUGAUGAAAAGUUUCUGGAACGUGUUUCAGAGACAGAAUAUCACACGGAUAGUGAAGAGCUUGGCACCCCCCGGAGCCCUUUAUUCGGUUUCUCCCCUCUUGCGCACAACCGAAACCGUGAUACAGGGUUGAAGCCUCGCGAUGAAAGUAUGUUCGAUGAUAUUCGUACGCCUUACGCUAGACCGACGUUACAAAAGAGCGAAGAGACACCAGCGGCUAGCGAAAGCAUUCACUGUAAUCUGAAAACCCACAACACUGAACCCGCACUGGCCAGCCAUGUACCCUCAGUGUCAUAUAUGAGACCCUCGCGCUCCCCCGAGUCAGAGAACGAGAGGCUGAUUAGAUCGCGAAAGAGGAGCGCUACUGAUGCCGAUUUCCCCGAUUCUGGUUCUGAUGAGGAUUGUGAACGUGGUGGAUCAUUAAAGGACGUGACAAACCGCAAGGCUCGCCAAUUGAAUGCGGUUGCUCCAACUGGGGCAGGAGAUCAAAACACAGAAAAACCGAAUUCAGAUUCCAUUAGCCGCAGAGAAAUCGCUUGCCCUAGAAGCCCAAGGAAACCAGGGCCAACGAAAAUACCCAGUCUAAUUGCACCCAAUGAAAACAUUAACCCCGGGAGUCCGCCGAGAUUACCUGGCACGGGAGUGUCAACCACUCAAAGUGUGGGAGUGUUUGGACAGUCUUCUUUCAAAGCUAGGCAAGCUCAAACUCCCAGCCUCAUCCCUAAGGCGAGUUCAGCAGGUUAUUCAGAUAAUUCUAUGUCAAUGAAGCCCGCUGAAUCCGCCGUAGGGUCCUAUUUUACAAACGAAGAUGUCUCUGAAAACUCUGCGACAGCGGCUGGUACUGCUCAUAUAAGGUCAGCGGGGGAAGCUCGAGUCCGCUUUCGACUACCCAGUGAUAGGACGAGAGAGACUGAAAGUCUUGAUGGCCGGCCAUCGUCUGUCACAUCUAGAGACAUACGAACGGAGCCCGAGGAAACGAACAUAGAUUUCAAGGGCAUCAAUGAUGAGGCGAAGCUGUGUUACUCACCGGGGAGCUUGGGAGAGUCCAACUGUUGUGGGAAGUAUGCUGAAAUUGAACAACCAGGGCCAUCCGAUCAGCCAGAGGUGGAAGAAACUGAUGGACUCGUAUUGCUCAAAAACUCCGAAAGAGUACGCCCAGCAACAUUCAAGGUCAGCAUAACUAUGGCCAUCUAUGUAACACUUCAGAAUAUUAAAGGAUGGAACGAUUUUGAAAUCCCUGGGAUUCCAAAAACGGGCCCCAGUAGGAUUGGGGUUCUCCUGUUCCGUAUGCCCGACAACCACGGCCUAGAGAUUCGGACGACCAAUGUUAACAGAGCAACGUUUGUGGAAGAUUGUCUCGUUGCCGAGUUUUCUAACUCCGGAAGUCUGGUGCUCCCCCUUCGUCGAUGCGAUAGGGAAUACUGUGGCAAUAUUGCUGACUUCACCGUGGACCAAGAGAUCGUUUCCCACAAUACAGUCAAGGCGGCGACGGCCAGUAACGGGAGUGACAAUUCGGUCAUCCAGGUGAGGUCCCAUGCAGUGUGCUACAUAGCGCUAUAUAACCGCUGUUUUUGGAGCAAGAGGUGUACCAUCUUCCUUUAUGUGGAUGGAGGCCCAGAUGGCUAUUUCGAAUGUGACGUGACUUCUCAGAAACACGCAAUGAAGAAGAUUUUUAUCGAGGCCAACGAUAACACCCCCAUGGGAGUCUCGCGUAUCCAGAUUACCUGCUCUCCCACGAACAUGAAUACUUUCUACGUGAAAUGGGCAAUGGAGUUUCCCGGACAAAGAGCAGCAUAUUGGGUUCCACGCAUAUACCCAACAUCAUACAAAUCUCAUGAGCGUCGGCAAGAAUCCUUGCGGUAUUCGUUACUAGAAGUAUUAAAUGAUCCAUCAUAUCUGUGCUCCGGAGUCGAGACUACAGAAGUUGAAUAUGACAGUGAUAGCGAAUAUACUCAAAGCUAUGAGCACAUUGAGAUAGUGUCUGAACGAGCAAACGAUGGACCGGAAGAUACGCCUUUUCAGCGAAACGCAGAGCAGUCAUUUCUAUCCCAUAUUGAAUGGGCACUUCAGUCACGGCUUGCAUGUUACUGCCAGAAUCCCAAAAGUCUUUUGAAACAAGUUUUGGUCGGUGUAUUCUGCUUUGCUUUUCUGCGGCUCACUUUUUUACGGCUUGCUUUUGGUGUGCCUGCGAAUUUUCUCAAUCUCGGACAGACUUUAUCUCCGCUAACUCAAGCGCCCCUACAAGACCGGGCACAAACAAGUCAGGUAGCGUGGUCUCCAUCGGAGAAGUUGUGCGAGAAAGUCCAGGAAAACGUCCAUGACCAAGUCUCAUCUAACACCGGUCCCGAAAUUUUGGAUGUGUUGAACGGAUAUAGAAUCGUCAACGUGGAUGCGGAAGAGAUGAAGGAGUUCGUGGGCAAGGAAGAAGAACAGCCCAAGGAGGAUGUUGGGAUGGAGCCGGGAGCAGACGGCCAUGAGCACGAGAAAUCCCCGAUUUCGUUCAGGGACAAAAUUGAUUAUUGGCUUGGUUGGUCGGGUCCUGUUUGA
Messenger RNA from Aspergillus puulaauensis, 2733 nucleotides. RefSeq lists its product as uncharacterized. Lineage: Eukaryota; Fungi; Ascomycota; Eurotiomycetes; Eurotiales; Aspergillaceae. The transcript has 2 exons. The record is from RefSeq and is a predicted model, not a curated record. Bases 1 to 2733 code for a protein of 910 amino acids.